AUGCUGGAGAACGGCUCCUUCUCCAACUGCUGCGAGCCGGGCGAGCUGGCGGUGCCCCCGGGCUAGCUGGGGACGGACAGCACGCGGCCCUCCAGGAUGGCGCGUCCUCCCUGGCUGGCGCCCGGGCUGUCUCCCGUGCUCCUCGUCACCACCGCGGUGGACGUCGUGGGCGACCUCUUGCUCAUCCUCUCGGUGCUCGGGAACCGCAAUCUCCGGAAUGCGGGACAGCAGGUGAUAUGUAAAGAGAAAGGCUAUGAAAUACUUGACAGUGAGACUGCCCAGGAGGAUUUGGCUGCUGAACACACAGGGCCUCGUCCAGAGUCUGCCCUGUCCUCCAGGCCCCCGGGGUUGCUCGGUCUGCACCAUCUUUUGCCCAGAAGCAGCCACUGCAUUGCAGGCUUCCUGAUGGGAAUUUUCAGCCCGGGAGGGAUUUGCACCCCCAGUCAGGCCGUCUUCCAUUCGUUCAUCCUCGCGGCCAUCUUCCAUGAUGGCUGGGCCCUGGGGGAGGCGCACGGCAAGGCCAGUGCCUUCGUGAUGGGCCUGAGCAUCAUGGGCUCCGUCUUCAGCAUCACUGCCAUUGCCUGUAGCUGCUGCUGCUAUGUCUGCCGCGACGUGGCCUACUGACGGAUCUGCUGGCCCUGGCACACACCCGUCUACACCUGCCUCAUCUGGCUCCUCACUGCGGGGGCCUUGGUGCCCAACUUCCUCUCGGGGUCUCUGCAGUCCGACCCACGCAUCUACUCCUGCACCUUACCCCAGACGGCCACCCGGUACAUGCUGGCGGUGCUGGUCCUUCACAUCCUCCUCCCCAUCGCUGUCGUGUCCUGCUGCUACCUGCUCACCCAGACCCUGGUGCUCCAGGCCUGCAGGAAGGCCAAGUCGGUGACCAAGCUGCGCCCCAAACCCAGCGACGUCCAGAGCUUUCUGACCACAUUCGUGGUGUUUGUGAUCUUCACUCUCUGCUGGGCCCCACUGAAUGGCAUUGGCCUCGCUGUGGCCAUUGACCCAGAAGAAAUAGCUCCGCAGGUCCCGGAGGGGCUCUUUGUGCCCAGCUGCUUCCCGGCUUAUUUCAACAGCUCCCUUAGUGCCAUGGUCUAUGGGCUCCUGAACUAGGACUUCCAGAGGGAAUACAGGAAGAUUGUCUCGGCCCUCUGGAACCCUUGGCGCUACGUUCAGGGUGCUUCCAAGGACAGCCAAGCUCCACCUGUGGGAAUGCCCAUCACCCCACCCGGUUAG
This is a messenger RNA of Ailuropoda melanoleuca (giant panda), 1236 nucleotides long. RefSeq names its product melatonin receptor type 1B. The record is from RefSeq and is a predicted model, not a curated record. Gene Ontology annotation, cellular component: plasma membrane. NCBI's taxonomy places the organism in Eukaryota, Metazoa, Chordata, Mammalia, Carnivora, Ursidae. Gene Ontology annotation, biological process: G protein-coupled receptor signaling pathway. Gene Ontology annotation, molecular function: melatonin receptor activity.